AUGUCAGAAGCAGACCGUACUGCCAAAAUGCUUCGAGCUGUUCUACAAUCCAAUAAGAACGGAGUAGCCUUGCCCCUGCUACAAAGUGAAUAUAAAUCGUUGACCGGAGAGUGGAUCCCAUUCAAUCAGCUUGGCUAUCCCACGUUGGAGGAAUAUCUGAAAAGUAUACCAUCUGUCGUCAAAUUAACUGUUAGCUCUGGAGAGACCAUUUGCAUAGCUAUGACCUGCAAGGAAACUGAAGAUAUUGCUCAACUUGUGGCACGGCAAAGGGAUUCAAAAAAGAAAACUGGUCAAAAUGAUAAAUAUCAAAAGAAAAUAAAGGAGCCCGCUGCAUUGUUCAUGCCAAGAGGAGAACCAAAAAAAUCAUUGAGGAAACCAGAAUUUUAUGGUGAGGCUGAAAAAUACUACAGAAAGUCAGGGUUGAAGGAGAAAAACCGUUUUGGAAUUUCACCAUAUAUGGCACCCCCUGUUUUUGGACAUGAGGAUGCAAAAUGUUAUUCAGUACAAAGUAAUGUGUACAUGUUUCAACACAACAGGAAGAGCAUGGUCAACAAGUCUGGGCCAAACAAGGCCUUUCCUCAAGCAGCACAAGGAUACCUGCCCAAAAGAUUUUCUCAGGAUUCACAAGGUACAAUCAGAGAAAAUGUGUUUGAAGGCACUCUCCUGCCUCCUGGCUCUUCGAUGUACAAAAUAGAUGAGGUUCAGUACCGCAUUAAAGAACUGCUGAGCAUGCACAGUAAUGGAAUUUUGUUAACAGGGAUUCCACAACUCUACAAAGAGUAUUAUAAAGAGGAAUUGAAUAAAGACGUGCUUCAACACAUGUUACAUUGGCAUCAUAUUUGCAAGAGCGAGCUUGACAGAGUGUCAAAAGAAACAGUUGUGUGCAUACAUGUUACUCCAGUCAAAGCAAUGGGUUUUGUACCUCCAUCUAAUUUCCACAUUUGGUCUGAGCUCCUGGUGGAAAACCGAAAAUAUGGUGGUCAAAACAAUAUAUUCAUUCAUCCUGCUGAGAAAAUACCACAAUGGAAAGGUGGCAGAGAUCCUGAAAGACCAGUUCACCCUCAGACAUCAUCUCCAAAACCGAAUGACCAUCCAUCAGCCUUGGAAGAUGAUUUCAAAGAGAAAGUUGCACAGCUGCUAGCGAAAUAUUCAAAUGGUGUUUGGGCUUCUUCUCUCCCAGAAAUGUAUGAGGAGGCAUACAAAGUGAAAUUUCCUGAACAUGCCUUGCAAAGUCUCAACUCCCUGACUGACAUAUGCAUUGUAGACUGCACUACUGGCAACCCCCAGAAGGCCGUUCUUCAUUAUAAAGCAAUAAAAACCUCUCAGGACACUCAGAGUGCCUCCCUAACACUUGAAAACAGCAGCAACACUAUGGUUGUGAAGAGGACACAACAAGGAAGGAUGGGUCACAUGGUCUCCAAAAAUAUACCUGUUCCUCCUCUUGUGAUCCCAACAGACUCUUGCUCACCAGUACUGGUAGUUAAAUUGAACAACACAAAUGAAGUUCUUAUUAGGUAUAUAGGCAAAAACUAUUCAGCCUCUCAAGAGCUAAUGGAAAAUGAAAUGCAGGAAUUCUAUGGUAAAAAUAAAAUAAAGUCAAUGCCACAUCUCCAAAAUGGACAGCUGGUUGCCGUAAAUACCAAACAUGAUAAAUAUUUACGUGCCCAGAUAACUUCAAUCCACAAUUUCAGAGUAAAGAUAUACUAUGUUGACUUUGGUUUCGCUGACACUAUAGAUAAGUGCCAAAUAUACAUAUUGCACCCAAAGUUCUACUCACUUGCAUUCCAAGCUGCAAGAUGUAAACUAGCAGGGUUGGAACAUUUUAGUAAUCAUCCUGCCUUAUUGAAGAUGUUUGAGUCUCAAAUCUGUGGAAAGAUAGUAGUAGCAGAAAUAUUGGAAAAUGUUGAUAUUCCUCCUGUUGUCCUUUAUGAUACUUCAGGAGAGGAGGACGUCAAUAUCAAUGCUUUGUGUUUGAAGGAACUGUAUGACAAAACAUUGAAAUAUCCCCUUAAGGAAAAUCUUACAUAUGAAAAUGUAAGAGUGACCAACAUUAAUGCUGAUGGAAUACUAUUCCUCCAGGUGCCAUGUCAGGGCCUGUCAAAGCUUAAUACAAUUAUGAAUAAAUUGGAAAUUCAUCUCAAGGAUGAGAGGAUGUCAGCAAAGUACUUCAUUUCCCUCCCAUUUUGUGGAAAAAUCUGCUUGCUUGUUAACAAAAGGAAGAUGUACCGGGUGGAGAUAACAAAUACUCACAAGACACAAGCUGUUGAUGUUCACUUUCUGGAUACUGGCAAAGUUGCAUCUGUACUGGUGACAGAUCUCAGAGACAUUCCAGAAUUAUUUGUGCGAGAACUGAUUCAAAUACCACCCCAGGCCCUGAAGUGCUGUUUAUCAGAUAUUAAACUUACUAAUAAAAUGUGGACUGAAGAGGCUGUUACUUGGUUAAAAGAGAUGGUUUUGGAUCGCCCUGAUAUUAGAAUUAAGGUGAUGAAACUGGAUGAACCCAAAGGAAUUAUUCACAUCUACCUAUUUGUGUCUAAACUUUCCGUAAAAUUUCAAGGUAGUAUUAAAUGUCAAGUGAUAGCAGAAGACAUAUGGAAACAUCAAUGUGAUUCAUCUUUGGGCGUAACAUCAAGUGAAAAUAUUGCUAAGAAUGACCAAAGUGACAAUUCCACUAAAUCUGGCCUGGCUUCUCGUCCAAAUCUACCUGAUCCAGUCAUAAUGCCUGUUUCAAACCCCCAAAUGAAAUCAUCGGCUGUGCAUCUGCCACCUUGCAUAUCUUUGCCAAAGCCUGGUGAAUAUGUGGAUAUCUUCAUUUCAGUGGCCUGCCAUCCUGGCCAUUUUGUUAUCCAACUUUUGAAAGAGGUACCUAAGCUGAAGGCUUUGAUGGAAGAAAUGAUUCAGUUUUACAGCAAGACAGGAGAAAUAAGCAUACAAUUUGAACAAGGUGCUUUGUAUGCUGCCCAAGUGAGAAAUAAGUGGUACAGAGUGAUAUUAAAGAGAUAUAUGAAAAAUGAGCUAAUAUCUGUAUACGAGUUGGACUACGGUAAACAUGAACUGGUCAGCAUCAGAAAAGUGCAGCCUCUUAUAAAUAAAUUCCGAGAGCUGCCAUUUCAAGCUAUCACCGCUCAGCUAGCAGGAGUGAAACAUGAUAAAUGGACUGAAGAGACUUCAGUAUUGUUUCGAUGUCAUGUUGAGAAUAAAUCUAUGUCAGCACUGGUGGAGGUAUCAGAUGAAAGCAAAACUUCUUUAGAACAAAAAUUAGUGGUAUUCCUAAUAGAGAGAUCACAAUCAGGUGAUGAGAUCUGGAUUCAUGACUUGAUGUUAGAAAGUGAUAGAGAAACUAAAAAAGCUCGCAAACCAUGAAAACUAAGUUCAGCAGCUAAAAGGAGCUGGAAAUGUGGUCAUACAACAAGGUUCAGGUUUUAGAAAAAAGAAAAUGACUGAUUUUCUAGUUCGUUUUAGAAAGUUUUACAUGACUUCUUUGCUUUGUUAAUUAUAGCCAUUUUAGAAUGAUACUGUAGAAAAAUAAAGGGUUGUUUCUCAAAAUUAAAAAAA
This is a messenger RNA of Ornithorhynchus anatinus (platypus), 3555 nucleotides long. RefSeq names its product tudor domain containing 7 (gene TDRD7). The transcript is spliced from 17 exons. Lineage: Eukaryota; Metazoa; Chordata; Mammalia; Monotremata; Ornithorhynchidae. Gene Ontology annotation, biological process: spermatogenesis. The record is from RefSeq and is a predicted model, not a curated record. Bases 1 to 3363 code for a protein of 1120 amino acids.